UCCGAAUUUCCUGCCACCAUCCCAUUUAAAUUCUGCUCCAACUCUUUUCUUCUCUUCAUCACUACUUGCUCUCUUUCACUCUUUCUCUCUAUCUUCUAUCUUUCAAUCUUCCUCUAUAGACAAUGGGUGAGAUCUCUUGCUCUAAUGGGAUUUCUGACAAGAAUGGCGUUAAUGAGAAAAGCCUUUCGCUAUCUGGUCAUAGGAAGAGUUGCUGGUAUGAAGAAGAGAUUGAAGAGAAUUUAAGAUGGAGCUUUGCACUUAAUAGCAUAUUGCAUACAGGAGAGACGCCAUACCAGGAUAUUGCACUGUUGGACACAAAGCCUUUUGGAAAGGCACUGGUGAUCGAUGGUAAGCUUCAAAGUGCAGAGGUAGACGAAUUUAUCUACCAUGAGUCUCUAGUUCAUCCAGCACUUCUUCACCAUCCAAAUCCAAAGACCAUCUUUAUUAUGGGUGGAGGUGAAGGCUCCACUGCAAGAGAAAUACUCAGACAUAAAACUGUGGAGAAGGUUGUCAUGUGUGACAUUGAUGAGGAGGUGGUAGAAUUUUGCAAGUCAUACUUAGUUAUGAACAGAGAAGCAUUUUCUGAUCCAAGACUUGAGCUUGUCAUCAAUGAUGCCAGGGCUGAGCUGGAGAGUAGAAAAGAAAGCUAUGAUGUGAUAAUAGGGGACCUGGCAGACCCCAUAGAAGGAGGCCCCUGUUAUAAACUCUAUACCAAAUCCUUUUAUGAGUCCACUGUCAAACCUAAACUCAAUCCUGGUGGAAUAUUUGUCACACAGGCAGGGCCUGCUGGAAUUUUCACUCACACAGAAGUAUUCUCUUGCAUUUACAACACACUGAGGCAUGUUUUCAAAUAUGCUGUACCUUAUUCUGCUCAUAUUCCUUCCUUCGCUGAUACUUGGGGAUGGGUCAUGGCUUCAGAUUCCCCAUUUGAACUUUGUGCUGAAGAGCUAGACCUGAGAAUGAAACAGAAUAUAAAAGGGGAAAACAGAUACCUUGAUGGCAAAACCAUUUCAUCUGCCUCAACUCUGAGCAAAGCAGUUCGAAAUUCGCUUGACAAUGAGACUCAUGUCUACACAGAAGGGACAGCAAGGUUCAUAUAUGGACAUGGCAGUGCCCACAAAAACCAAGCCUGAGUUCGUAUUAGAAGAAGCCAAGCACAGACAGACAUAUAAGACUGAAAGUGGAACAAUUUUUUUUUAAAAUUUUUUUAUGGUUUCUGAUCUUCCAAUUAAUUGUCUAUUUUUCUUUUCAAUUUUGCUUGUGUAGCUUCUCUGGAAUAUGAAAUAUGAAUGCCAUCCUCCUGGAA
Messenger RNA from Mangifera indica (mango), 1306 nucleotides. RefSeq names its product thermospermine synthase ACAULIS5-like. The record is from RefSeq and is a predicted model, not a curated record. The transcript has 10 exons. Lineage: Eukaryota; Viridiplantae; Streptophyta; Magnoliopsida; Sapindales; Anacardiaceae. Gene Ontology annotation, molecular function: thermospermine synthase activity. The coding region runs from base 123 to 1133 and encodes 336 amino acids. Gene Ontology annotation, biological process: polyamine biosynthetic process.